GCUCGACACCCCAUUUUUCAGAGUAGGCUUGGAGAGAUCUGGCUUUGCUGAGAACUAUGCUGAGAAUGAAGCUUCCAACUUGAACUCAGCUCUUUCCCCUCCAUCUCCCUGCCCUCAAACAUCUGAAAGCUACCAAGAAUGGAGCCUUGUGGAAUGAACUGCAAACUCCUUCUCACUAAAGUGUCAGCCAUGUCAUCUGCGCCUCCUCCUCCGUCACAGCACCCCACCCACCAGUCCUCGGCCGGGCUGCUGGAUACCCAACAGGCCCGAGAUCGCUCACCGUCCCCGCUUCGGGGCAACGUGGUCCCGAGCCCUCUGCCCACUCGCCGGACAAGGACCUUCUCAGCGACGGUGCGGGCUUCACAGGGCCCUGUCUACAAAGGAGUCUGCAAAUGCUUCUGUCGGUCCAAGGGCCACGGCUUCAUCACCCCGGCCGACGGCGGCCCCGACAUCUUCCUGCACAUCUCUGACGUGGAGGGGGAGUACGUUCCCGUGGAAGGCGAUGAGGUCACCUAUAAGAUGUGCUCCAUCCCACCCAAGAACGAGAAGCUGCAGGCCGUGGAGGUGGUCAUCACCCACCUGGCGCCAGGCACCAAGCACGAGACCUGGUCCGGCCACAUCGUCAGCUCCUAGGAGAGGCCAGAGGCGCCCCUUCCCCAGGGCUUGGGGGAGACUCUGGGGCCGGAGGCAGGACCAAACUGGAGAGGACAUUCUACCGCUUGAGAUGGGGCUUCAAGGGGGGAGUGUGGUCCCUUUCGAGUGUCUCCUGAAGGAAGGGGUGUGGGUUGCUCUCGGCCACCAGCACAGCCUCUCACCAUCUGAAAAGCAUUAAAAGCAUUGAAAAAG
Messenger RNA from Kogia breviceps (pygmy sperm whale), 846 nucleotides. NCBI's taxonomy places the organism in Eukaryota, Metazoa, Chordata, Mammalia, Artiodactyla, Physeteridae. The record is from RefSeq and is a predicted model, not a curated record.